Messenger RNA from Chinchilla lanigera (long-tailed chinchilla), 2494 nucleotides. It is a transcript of the gene Tmem53, whose product is annotated as transmembrane protein 53. The transcript is spliced from 2 exons. The record is from RefSeq and is a predicted model, not a curated record. NCBI's taxonomy places the organism in Eukaryota, Metazoa, Chordata, Mammalia, Rodentia, Chinchillidae. Bases 1582 to 2298 code for a protein of 238 amino acids.
GGUGAGGGCAGCCUUGGGAAGGAAGGGGCUGCCCUCACCCUGGGAAGGUUGGGAUUGGGGGGCUGAGAAGAAAAAAUGUUCCAGUCCAAAGCUCCAGUACUUCGUUAUUUCAGAGAAAAGGAAAACACCGUAUUCUCCCACCCAGACCUUACCUCUGCUUACCUUGUAGGGUAGGUACAUGCUGCCAGGCUCUUCCCCUACGAUCUUCUCUUUGCCUGAAGGAGAUCUGUUGGGUGGACCGGUUUGCAGCCUGCUUUUUUAGAUCAUGAUCUCCACUGUCUCAUGGUAAUAAAAUUUCAUCUCAUCUAGUUUUCCAGUCCAUGUUCAGAUGCCCAAUUUGUCCCCAAAGCAUCCUUUAUGGCUGAUAUGCUCAAACUAGGAUCCAGGCUAGGGUCAUACAUUGCAUCUGGUUCUUUUGUUCCUUGAGCUCCUUUUCUGGUGAUCAAUAAAGUCUCUCUUGACAUACUGAAGAGACUGGGCUGCAAGGCAGCAUUUCCAGGAGUCUGUAGCCCCAGUGCUGCCUGGAGAAAAGUGCAUGGGUACUUUCCUGUCAUGUUUGAUCCUUUAGGAAUGUGGGAGACCUUAAGUGACACCCCUCUCUUCAGAGUGUCAGGAGCUACAGGGCCUAGCAAGUCAGGCUAUAGCAGGUGACCUCAGUGUUGGGCUUUGGGUCAUUCAGGAACUGUGCCCACAGUUUUCUGGUUGUUGUUACUGCUAUCGCUGCUCACUGCUACUCCUGGUUCAGAGUUUACUUUGUACUGGGUGCUGUUUUGGUCACUUGAAGUACAUUUUUUCCCAUUUAAUUUCCACUAUGGUCUUGUGAGAUGAGUGUUAUCCAGAUUAUAGAUGGGGAUGCAGAUUCAGAGAGAAGGAAGAAAUUGCUCUUUGUCCAUGCUGUUAAUAAGUGGCCGGGCCAGGAGUUAAAGCCAGCCUGUCUGACCUGAGUGUGCCCAUUUCAGAUUCCCCUAACAAAGAUACUUUCUUGCUAGCACAGGGUAAGGAGGGGAGCUUAGGACCCAGGCAGGGUGGCUUUUUCUUUUCUAACUAGAAAGGGACCUAUGUGAAGGUUUUGGGGUCCUAGACAGUGAGGGAUGCUAACUGCAAAGACAGCUCAGGCUUAGAUUUUAGAAAUGAGAAACAACGGUAUUCACUAUAUUUGGAAUUCUAGGGUGCAUGUGAGGAGUGGUUGUAGACCUGGGAACCAGAGAGGGCCAUGGGGGUCAGGCCUCUGAAUCCUGACAGUAUAGAUUCUUCUUUCAGUGCCUAGGGAAGGGGUGGGGGCUGGGGAGUGACCAGAGAUGGACAUGCGUGGCCCCGGCUCAGAAGGUCUGUGGCUGUCAAGCAGAGCCCACAGUCGUCGGUCUCAUGGAGAUGCCUACUAAGUCUGGGCAGGGCAGGGCAGUCGCUGCACAGGGUGUGGCCGAGCAGACAGUCUCGCAUGAGCCAGGUCUGGGGUGGAGGCGGGGGGAGGGCAGAUGUGGGGAACCAGUGUGAAGAAUCUCCUGGUCAUUCCGGGUGUCUCUAAAACAUGCUCCCAGUGUAGGCCUCAAACACCUCCCAGGCUGAGCAGGUGUGGCCAGCAUGAAGCAGCGAGCCCAGCAAUGGGCCAGGUGUACCUUCCAGUCUGAAAGGGCACCUGCAUUGGGCUGCAUCGUGAUCCGAUACACGGCCCCAUGGCACGUGGUCUUCUUCUCUGAGUCUCUGGGCAUCCCUUCACUUCGUGUAUUGGCCCAGAAGCUGCUUGAGCUGCUCUUUGAUUAUGAGAUUGAGCGGGAGCCCCUGCUUUUCCACGUGUUCAGCAAUGCUGGUGCCAUGCUGUACCGCUAUGUGCUUGAGCUCCUGCAGACCCAUGUGCGCUUCUGCCACCUGCGUGUGGUGGGCGCCGUCUUUGACAGUGGUCCUGGUGAUAGCAACCUCGUAGGGGCCCUGCGAGCCCUAUCCGUCAUCCUGGAGCACCGACCUGCCAUGCUGCGCCUGUUGCUUCUGGUGGCCUUCGCCCUGGUGGUAGUCCUGUUCCACAUCUUGCUUGCGCCACUCACUGGCCUCUUCCACACCCACUUCUAUGACAGCCUACAGGAUGCAGGCUCCCACUGGCCUGAGCUCUACCUCUACUCAAGGGCCGACACGGUGGUCCGGGCCAGGGACGUGGAACGCAUGGUGGAAGCACGGCUGGGCCACCAGGUCCUGGUGCGUUCUGUGGACUUCGUGUCAUCUGCACAUGUCAGUCACCUCCGUGACUACCCUACUUACUAUGCAAGCCUCUGUGUCGACUUCAUGCACAACUGUGUCCACUACUGAGGUCCUGACACCUUCUUCAACCUCAUCUGUCCUGGGGGUCUGGGGUGGUCUGCUUACCGAGAGUCCUAGGGGCAGGAACGCCUGGGCAGGUUUCUGUGGCAGCCUUGCCGUUGGUUAGUAUAGCAGUUAGGCUGCUGAUUCCUGUGGCUUUCAGGUUAUAAAAGAUUAAUAAAGCCAGGAGAUGGUUAAAGAUAAA